CGUGACGCAAUGUUUACCCGGAGAGUGAUGACGUGACCGGGUGCGCAGGUUCUGGUGACGUUCUCCGGCGUGUGUGGGUCGGGAGGCCAGCGGCAUCAGCUGGCGGGUGGCGACGGCCGGGGGGAGGUAUUGUGCUGAAAAUGGAAAAAACAAUGAAUCCAGCAAGGUGACAUCUUUUAAGGUUCACUAAGGAUUUAUAUUGAUUUGGAACUACUUGGAAUCUGGACUUGCUGCGCUUAUCCAGUCUGGGCUAAGUCAUUUGCAAUUCAGUGCUGUAAUACAAUGCUUCCUGUCAGCUCCACUCAAAACCUUCCCUUGCAUCAGUAUUGCUAAUUAAACUUGGGAGCAACUUUGACUUCCUAAGAGGAAAAAGUCCUGCCAUAUUUUCUAUUUUUAAGAAUUUUAUCAUUAAAUAAGUUUUCAGAAAUUGGUAGACAUUAGUCAAGUACUUUAGAAAGAAAUUAAAAGUAAUUUUGAAUCAUAUUUGUGACCUUUGGAGUAUAAUUCAAGAUCAUGAAAAGACCAAAUAAACAUCGACAGCUCCAGUUUUUCAGCCUCUUCAGCAGAAAGCCCAAAUCUAAAGCAAAACUUGAGAUGUCUGCUGUCACGGUCGAGGGAAUAAACACUAAAACAGAGACUGAGAAUGAGAAAAAGAUGACCUCUUCGAAUAGAACAAUACAGUCCUCCAGUAAUGAACAGUUAUUAGGCACUCUGGAGUGUCCUCUUUGCCUUCUUAGCCAGCCUCGAUCCCAGUUCCCAGAGAUCAUUUCUUGUCAUCACCGUUCUUGUCUGGAUUGCUUACAACAAUAUUUGAAAAUUGAAAUUACAGAGAGCAGGGUCAACGUUGCUUGUCCGGAGUGUUCAGAAUUGUUUCAUCCAUCGGACAUCCGUAUGAUUCUCAACAACAGCACUUUGAUGGAAAAGUAUGAAGAAUUCAUGCUGCGAAGAUACCUUGCAUCUGAUCCAGAUGCCCGAUGGUGCCCUGCACCCGAUUGUGGUUAUGGAGUAAUUGCCAGUGGCUGUGCAACCUGCCCAAAGCUGACGUGUGAGCGCUCUGGCUGUGCGACUGAGUUCUGUUAUCACUGUAAACAACUGUGGCACCCGGACCAAACCUGCAGUGAAGCUCGUAAACAGAGAGAUGUGUUUGUGACUACGAUAGAAAAGCACUCUACCUCUCUUAUUCACAGCGAAGAAACGGACAACGUUGAAGAAAUCAAGCCGUGUCCACGAUGUGGUGCGUUUAUCCUGAAGAUGAACGAUGGGAGCUGCAACAGGAUGACCUGUGCUGUGUGUGGUUGCCAGUUCUGCUGGCUGUGCAUGAAGGAAAUUACAGACCUGCACUACCUCAGUCCGUCCGGUUGCACCUUCUGGGGGAAGAAACCAUGGAGUCGGAAGAAGAAGAUUCUCUGGCAAGUGGGCAUGUUGGUCGGUGCUCCGGUUGGCAUUACACUGAUUGCUGGCAUUGCUGUUCCGGUUAUGAUGGUCGGUCUCCCUAUCUACGUGGGACGAAAGAUCUACAGUCGUUGUGAAAGUAAUAAGAUCUCAAAUCAUAGACGAAGACUUGCUGUGGCUGGAGGAGUUGUUUUGUCCAUCAUCGUGUCUCCUGUGUUAGCUGCCGUGACAGUUGGUAUUGGCGUACCUAUAAUGCUGGCAUAUGUUUAUGGAGUUGUCCCAGUUUCGCUCUGUCGGAGUGAUUGGUGUGGAGUUACAACUGGAAAUGGAAAAGGUGUAAAGAUUGAAAUAGAUGAAGAUGCUGCCUCUGUUAAUGAGCCGCGGCCAAGGUUACAUAACCACAGUAUCAGUGGUAGCAGCGUACAAGAGGUAACCAGUGGCCUGAGUGCAAGUGGAAGCAAUCUGGACAGGGCAGGAGUGAAACUGGAGAAUGACCAAUCUGGAAGCACAGUAGCAUUAGCAGGAAGCAUGCUCAGCGCUGAGCAGGAUUCUUCAAACAGGGAAGGAAAAAACAUCGAGGUCCAUGUGGAUAUCGAGACAGAGCCUGGUGGGGCAAAAGACCACAGUAGCAGUAGCUACUUGUCUGUUCACAGCUUGUCCAUGGAAUCACCACACUGUUCUCGAGAACUGUUAUGCAGCACUAGCCCAAACACCGAAAGGAUUUCCGUUCAAACUUGUGUAUGAAAGCCUUUAAACACUAGCGCUUUUCAGGAUUGAAUGUGCCACCUUCUCCCUCUGGUUGGUGAAAAUCCACUGAUAUCUCUGUGCUUGAUUAUUCAAACUGUGGCAACAGCAAUUUGACGUUUUAAUUACGACAUUGUGCUGUGACAUUUGUCUUCUGAGAUAAUUGCUGAGGUGCAAACCUGCAGUCCCACCACUGGCCGACUCUGGAGCUGUCUGCACAGUGUAAUAUUGCCAAUUCUAAAGGCCUUUUGCUGCGAAGGAUCGCUGUUGUUUUAAUGGAAGUACCAAGGAAGUAUAAAUCUAGUUAGAGUAGAGUUUUCUACAGUCUCUGAUUAUGGUUCCCUUAAACAGAGACCAUCGAGUGCCAGAAGUAUGUGUUUUCAGUAUGUGGAGUUGUCGGGAGCAACUGAACAGAAUUGACUUCCACAAGACUUUGAAAGCAUUGCAGGAAUAUACACCGAUUAUAUUAAAAGCUUCGAAGUACUCAGCAGACGACAUUAGCCUGCAAGAAUUUGGAACAGCAUGUUUAAUAUCUCAAAUGUGCGCAAUAGCAGUGAAUAAGUUACCAGGUGUUAUUGUUGAAUUAAACGAGUCAGCUUUAGCUUUGUAUCGGCCAGGAGGAAGUGUUAUUUUGGUAAUUAAAAGCAAGGUUUGGAGCUAAAUAGUCAGAUGGACCCUUGAUAAUCUUUGUAAAAUGGACAUAUUCCAAUCUCUAUUCUAAAUUGCAAACCUUGGUUGCAGCACAUUUUGAGCAUGUCCUGUCAGAAUGAAGGGCCGUUACCUGCUGCUGUGUUGAAUUGUGCACCAAAGAUUGACUGGAUCCAUCUGCAAAAACUGGUUCCAUAUCUUAAAGGAGCAUUCCUUUAUAAACUGAUUCUUAUUGCUGUCAUCAUAACAAUGACGGCUCUUCCCCCAAAGUUUCAACUGUUGAUUUAUGUGAAUAGCACUGAAGAACUGCGGCGCUGCGGUAGCGUAGUGGUUAGGGCGACGCUAUUACAGCUCAGGGCGUUUGGGAGUUCGGAGUUCUAUUCCAGCGUCCUCUGUAAGCAGGUUUGUACAUUCCUUCCCGUGUGUGCGUGGGUUUCCUUCCACGGUCAAAAUCCGUACCAGUUAGUAGGUUAAUUGGUCAUUGUAAAUUGUGCUGUCAUUAGGCUAGUGUUAAAUAGGUGGGUUGCUGGGCAGUGCGGUUCAGUGGGCUGGAAGGGCCUGUUGCACGCUGUUUCUCUAAAUAAAAUAGCCAGGCCAGGUCUCUGUUGUGCCAUAUCCUUGCACCCAAAGUGCGAUUGCCUUCGUCUUGAAGAUUACACUACAGAAAUUGUGUGUCACUUACAGGUGGCAAAAGCAGGCUGACCAAGCCUAACGAAAUGGUGGAUUCUUGAAAAUAAAAGGAUGCCUUGUGUUACAAGUCUUUUUUUAAAUAAUUGUUCAUAAAUCACUAAGUGAAUAUUUUGCAGUAUUCUCAAUGUGUUUUGUAAAGUCUGUUGUCAAGGGAUGCUCCUUUAAAACUGCAUGAUUGCUUUCAUUUAAUUUAGAACAUAAUCCAAUCUAAAAGCAUAUAUUGUCAAUAUUCAUUGUAACUUCUGCUUUUUGCUGUUGUAUGAGCAUAACCAAUGUGCACAUGUCAUUAUGGCAGCUGAGAUAUUAAACAUAAUUGGCAUUCA
Molecule: messenger RNA, 3797 nt
Organism: Hypanus sabinus (Atlantic stingray)
Lineage: Eukaryota; Metazoa; Chordata; Chondrichthyes; Myliobatiformes; Dasyatidae
Product: E3 ubiquitin-protein ligase RNF19A
Exons: 10
Coding region: 514-2136 (540 amino acids)
Biological process (GO): protein polyubiquitination; positive regulation of proteasomal ubiquitin-dependent protein catabolic process; ubiquitin-dependent protein catabolic process
Cellular component (GO): ubiquitin ligase complex; cytoplasm
Molecular function (GO): ubiquitin protein ligase activity; ubiquitin conjugating enzyme binding; zinc ion binding
Source: RefSeq, a predicted model, not a curated record